AUGUGCAAUGCAGAAGGCGAGGGGUGCGAGGCCGAUGUGACGCGAGCCGUGGUGGUCGACGAGGAGCGGCACCAGCUCCGAGCUCGGCCAGCAGCAGCAGCAGCAGCAGCAGCGGCAGGCGACGAGGGCGGACCGACGGCGGCGGCAGUAGUGGCAGAUCUGGAUGAAGACCUUCUUCAAGAGGAGGCAACCAGCAGCGGCUCCCUGCUGUCGGUGGAUACGCUAGAGCAGGCCAAGCUGCUGCUGUCGGGCGGCGUGGCGGGCGCCUUUAGCAAGUCGUGCACAGCGCCUCUGGCCCGCCUGACCAUUCUGUACCAGGUCAACGGCAUGCAGACGGCGGCGGCCGGCAGCGGCGGCAGCCUGCUCAUGCGGCUGGGCGUGGGCGCGGCGCUACGGCACGUGGCCCGCACCGAGGGCCUGGCCGCACUGUGGAAAGGCAACGGCGUGACAAUCAUCCACCGCCUGCCCUACUCUGCCACCAAUUUCUGGGUGUACGAGCACGUGAACGAGCUGUGGAAGCGCCACAUACCCAGCCAGGGCGCGUGGGCGGCGGGCGACGUGGCGCGGCGCCUGGUGGCCGGCGGAGUGGCGGGCAUGUCGGCGUGCGCGCUGGCAUACCCACUCGACCUGGUGCGCACGCGGCUGGCGGCGCAGACCACCCGCAGCUAUUACACGGGGAUCGGCCACGCCCUGCGCACGAUUGUGGCGGACGAGGGGGCACGGGGGCUGUACCGCGGCCUGGGUCCCACGCUGCUGCAGGUGGCGCCCAGCCUGGCCAUCAACUAUGCGGCAUACGAGACGAUGAGGUCCGCCUGGCUGGCGCAGACAGACCUGCCCACGCCCACGGUGCCCAUGAGCCUGGCCUGCGGCUCCGCGGCAGGCUUGGUCUCCUCCACCGCCACCUUCCCGCUCGACCUCGUGCGCCGGCGGCUGCAGCUGCGUGGCCAGGGCGGCGCCGGCGGCGGCGGGCCGCAGCAGCCAGCCACCUUCCGUGGCACAUUCAGCGCCGUGUUGCAGCGGGAGGGCGUGCGGGGCCUGUAUUCAGGCAUCCUGCCAGAGUAUUACAAGGUGGUGCCGGGCGUGGCCAUCGCCUUCUGCACCUACGAGCUCAUGAAGAAGAUGCUCGGGGUGCAGACAAACGCCACCCAGCGCUGA
This is a messenger RNA of Chlorella variabilis, 1155 nucleotides long. RefSeq lists its product as hypothetical. The record is from RefSeq and is a predicted model, not a curated record. The transcript has 6 exons. Gene Ontology annotation, biological process: transmembrane transport. Bases 1 to 1155 code for a protein of 384 amino acids. Lineage: Eukaryota; Viridiplantae; Chlorophyta; Trebouxiophyceae; Chlorellales; Chlorellaceae.